AUGAAAACCUUUGCCUUAGUUGCCCUUAGCCUGAUGGCUGUUGCCACAGCUGCUCCCCAAUUUGGUGGCUAUGGAUAUCAAGCCCAACCUAGUGCUCCCGUUGUCAGCACUGGCUAUCAGGGUGGUGAGAAAUAUUUACCUCCCGCCAGCACCACUCCCGCUCCCAUUGUACGCAAACAAUUCUAUUUGGUAUCGGCUCCCGAAGAUAAUGACGGACAACCUAAACACAAACACUUAGUUUUGGGCCGCCCACAAAAGAACUAUCGUGUUGUGUUCAUUAAGGCUCCAGGUUCGGAUAAUGCCAACGUGAAAUACUCUGCCGAAUAUGCUCCACAAGAAGAGAAGACUGUCAUCUAUGUGCUCAGCAAGAAGGAGAAUGAAUUGAAUGCCGGUGAUAUUGCCACACCCGCCCCCACAGAGGCCAGCAAACCUGAGGUAUUCUUCAUCAAGUACAAGACACCAGAGGAAGCUGAGGCUGCCCAACGUGAAAUUCAAAACGAAUACGACAAAUUGGGUGGCACCAACGAAUUCUCCGAUGAAGGUGUUGCUCCUCUCACUUCAGUUGUUGGUGCUUUAGAUGGCCUCACCCCUGAUGGUGCCUACAAUUAUCAACCCAUUGCUCCCAGCUCUUCGGAAAAAUCCGCCAUCAGCCAAUAUUUGCCUCCUAUCACUAAAUAG
Molecule: messenger RNA, 678 nt
Organism: Musca vetustissima
Lineage: Eukaryota; Metazoa; Arthropoda; Insecta; Diptera; Muscidae
Exons: 2
Coding region: 1-678 (225 amino acids)
Source: RefSeq, a predicted model, not a curated record